Molecule: messenger RNA, 2321 nt
Organism: Pistacia vera
Lineage: Eukaryota; Viridiplantae; Streptophyta; Magnoliopsida; Sapindales; Anacardiaceae
Product: serine/threonine-protein kinase STN8, chloroplastic
Exons: 5
Coding region: 238-1737 (499 amino acids)
Biological process (GO): protein phosphorylation
Molecular function (GO): protein kinase activity; ATP binding
Source: RefSeq, a predicted model, not a curated record
AUCAAUUCCUUAAUGAAAUAGUCCAUCACUGUCUUUUCAAAAGGAAAGAAGGCAACUUAUCAGGUUGCUGGAGACUUGAGAACGAAAUAAGCUGUUCUUGGACCACAUAUUUCUUGCUAAAUGGAUAGAUCUAAGCAUGGCACGUGGCACAAGACCAACCUCUUCAGACUCUUGAACAAAAACAAAACUAACUCAAAACAUUAGCUCUUCUUUGUAGUGCCAGACUACCAGUAUAGUAUGGCUUCACUCUGGUCUCCAACAACAAUUACUCUUCAACAGAACCCCAAGAUUAUUUGCUUCUCUCCUUUAAAACCCACUUCCCAAACUAAUCUCUCUUCUUUGACAAAUCGUUUCAGAAGUAAUCCUGGAAGAUGCCAUGCAUUUUUUGGCAACAUCCCAGAUGAUCUUUUGGACCAGUCAUUUUCUCAAGUUCCAAUUUUUCAAUCUGGUUUGGUGGAAUUUCAUCGAGCUACCGAAGAACUAUCAGAUGUUCAGAGAUGGGGGUUUCUUGCUUUUGCUGGGUUGACAUGGAUAUAUUUGACUGCAAGGCCUGGUGUUCUUGUAGGUGCCAUUGAUGCAUACGUUCUAGCUCCUCUGCAAUUGGUUUUUGACAGCUUGAUUGGAAGGAGGAACUUGAAAAGGACUGAUUUUGUGAUAGGGGAUAAACUAGGAGAAGGGUCUUUUGGUAUUGUGUAUUCUGGAGUGAUUGUUCCAAAGAAUGUGACUGUUGAAGAGAGUGGACAGAGAAAGGGAAGAGGCAGAUCACUAGAGUUAGAUAGCAGGUUCAAGGAAAAAGUCAUUCUUAAGAAGGUGAAAGUUGGAGUUCAGGGGGCUGAAGAAUGUGGUGAUUAUGAAGAAUGGUUUAAUUAUAGAUUAUCAAGAGCUGCUCCGGAAACAUGUGCGGAGUUCCUCGGAAGUUUUGUUGCAGACAAAACAAACUCUCAGUUUACGAAAGGUGGCAAGUGGCUUGUUUGGAAAUUUGAGGGAAAUCGAAGUCUUGCUGAUUACAUGAAAGACCGCAACUUCCCUUUUAACUUGGAGUCUUAUAUGUUCGGACGUGUGUUGGAAGGUGCAGAUUCAACGAAAAGGAGUGCAUUAAUUAUCAAGCAAAUAAUGCGCCAAAUUAUUUCUUCCCUCAAAAAAAUCCAUGACACAGGCAUUGUUCACCGGGAUGUAAAGCCAGCCAAUUUAGUAGUGACAAAGAAGGGACAGAUCAAGCUUAUAGACUUUGGAGCAGCUACUGAUCUUCGGAUUGGCAAAAAUUAUGUACCCAACCGUACUCUGCUUGAUCCUGAUUAUUGUCCUCCUGAACUAUAUGUACUACCUGAGAAAACACCUAGUCCUCCUCCUGAGCCUGUUGCUGCUUUUUUUUCUCCUAUUCUCUGGCAGCUGAAUAGUCCUGAUCUGUUUGAUAUGUACUCGGCUGGGAUUGUACUCUUGCAAAUGGCAAUACCAACCUUGAGGUCUACUGCAGGCUUAAAGAAUUUCAAGUCAGAAAUAAAGACAGAUGAAUAUGACUUGAAUAAAUGGAGAGAGUACACUCGGUUGAGGCCUGACUUCACUAUUCUUGAUCUUGACUCGGGUAGGGGUUGGGAUCUAGCCACAAAGCUUAUUUCAGAGAGAGGUUUCCUCGGAAGAGGACGUCUAUCAGCUGCUGCUGCUUUGAGGCAUCCUUAUUUCUUGUUGGGUGGUGACCAGGCUGCUGCCAUUCUUUCAAAAUUUAGCUUAUCCAAGUAGUUAACUACUUGCUGAUAGAUGGAAGGAUGAAAAAGAGUCGCCGAAGUGAGUGGCACUAUGACGUGUUUGCCAGUUGAUCAAAGUAUUUUUUUUUUCACAACAGAUGAUUAAUUAAGGUAUGUGUUAACAUAUCUCUGUUUUAGAAACUGUUGCUCACAUACUCCUUGGCCUCUUUCUGCCAAUACAAGAGGUCACAAUGUUACUUUACAUCAUUUUUGGGAAAUUGAACAUAUCAAAGUUCACUCUUUUCCCCCCUUAAGAGUCUUUCUUGCAGUUUCAGUUAAUCUUCUUCUCUAAACCUUGUUAGCUUCCAAUAUUUGUUUCCUUAAAAGCAUCAUGCCAGUUGCCAAAGACUCUUCUGCAGCAGCUAUGGUAAAAUUAAAGUUGUAUACACGGGAUGAUCAAGUGAAUCAACCAUUAGAAUGUUGAUCAUACAUAACACUGUUUUUGUGAUUUUGUAAUGAGCAUCAGGCCUCUAAUGUAUUGAAAUUCUAGUUCGACAUUAUAUCCUUUCCUCUUUUGUCCAUUUUUUAUCGUACAAGCACCAUGGUUCUGAUUCUUAAAUUUAUUAUCGAGGUUUUGUA